Molecule: messenger RNA, 2035 nt
Organism: Rana temporaria (common frog)
Lineage: Eukaryota; Metazoa; Chordata; Amphibia; Anura; Ranidae
Gene: RSPO3
Product: R-spondin 3
Exons: 5
Coding region: 777-1535 (252 amino acids)
Source: RefSeq, a predicted model, not a curated record
UUAAAUACAUGAUCGGUGUAGUAAGGGGAGUCUGACAGAAGCAGCCAGUCCUAACAGUGUGCAGCCAGGGAGUAAGAGAGGCUAGGCAGUAUGCUACAGGGGGGAGUCAGAUGAUUUACAGUAACCUAUACAAGGCACUCUGCCCCCCAAUAAAUGCUCUUCUGCAGUCUGAUGAGCUUCCCAGACUGAUGGCUCUGUACAGACAGACCACCCUCUGAUGCUUGUAGUGGAUGGUACUCUUGGCAAAGUUUGGAGGUGAAGUGCUCUAGCACAGGACCCUGGUUAUUAUCUCCUCUUGUCUACCUGUGAGCUGUGCAAUCCCAGAUGGAUGGAUCUUUUCCCUGUGUAGGACACACUGCAAAGAGGAGGUGGCAGCUGGCUUGACCCUGUGGUUUUUGUUGGAAAGUGACAGAUGAUCCCAGGAUUACCAGCACCACAUGUGUGCCGGAGUUGGGUUUCUGGUGGGCUUAUCUGGGUCAAGGCUUGCGUCUCCUGGGAUGUCCAAGAACUUAGGUUCCUCCACGCAAUAUGCUACCUGCAUCCCAACCAGGGAGCCUGCCUGCUGACUCUGUAAGGUACUCUACUGCCUAUCUCACCAUGCACAAACAGUCCUGUCUUCUUAUCACCCUGUUUCACUAAUUGCCCUGUCCACUUUAUCUCUUGGAAGUCCUGGUGGAUUGUGUUUGCUUUUUUGGAUCGCUGGGAAGAGAAGAAUUUGGAGGACACUGCACUCCAUACUAAAGAACUUAAGGGGGGGAAAUCAUUACAAGGUUACUAUGCAAUUGCGACUGCUUUCUUUGUGUUUGAUCAUUGUGAACUUCUUGGAAUACAUUGAGAGCCAACACAUCCCUAGAGGGAGGCGACAUCGAAGAAUGCAUCCCAACGUGAGCCAGGGUUGCCAAGGAGGAUGUGCCACAUGUUCCGAUUACAAUGGCUGCAUAACAUGUAAACCAAGACUGUUUUUUGCUCUAGUAAGGAAUGGUAUGAAGCAAGUUGGGGUUUGUCUUUCUUCUUGUCCAAAUGGAUACUAUGGAAUGCGCUCUCCGGGAAUUAAUGAGUGUAAAAGAUGUAAAGCUGACUGUGAAACAUGUUUCCACAAAAGCUUCUGCACGAAAUGUAAAGGUGGUUUUUAUUUGCACAGUGGAAAAUGUCUUGACACAUGUCCAGAUGGGUUUGAAAACAAUAAUCACAGCAUGGAAUGCAGUACUAUUGUACACUGCGCGGUCAGUGAGUGGAGUCCUUGGGGUUCCUGUACAAAAAGGGGGAAAACAUGUGGCUUCAAGCGGGGCAACGAAACAAGAACCCGUGAGAUACUACAGCACCCUUCAGCACGUGGCACACCUUGCCCGGCAACAAAUGAAACAAGAAAAUGCAUAGUGCAGAGAAAGAAAUGUUCAGAAAGGAUAAAAGGCAAAGAUGAGACAAAAAAGAACAAGCAGAGAAGAAAGGAAGGAGAUGCACAGAGGAAACAGAGGCAGAAAAAACAAGAAAAACCUCAGCGAGGAGAAGGAAAGCAACGAGAAGUCAAAGCCUAGAAAUUGGAAAAUGCAGACGAUGCAGCCAUAACCUUCUUGUGCUCUUAUCGGACAUGUAAAGGCCGCAUGCCUCUAUGACCGACUUCUGAUGCUGCUAUACUGAUCACAUCCCUGGCUCACUAAACCUUUAGAUGGAGUGGAGAACUUUCAUACAACUAAGGCCUUAACAACAUUCCAAGCUUCUCUCUUGUAAUUACUGAUCUGCUGAAAUAGAAAAAGAAUCAGAGACACCUAACGGAAAAGAAUUAUGAGAUGUGCUCCAUGGAUGCUUUAUAUUUUUAUGCUUUUAUGCAUAUGUAAAAGACAAUUAAGACUCUCUUCAAUUAAGACUCUCUUCCUUGUAAUUAUUAAUAGCAACAUCUUAGCCUAUUUUGUAAAGUAUUUUUUCAAGCUGUUUUUUUUUUUUUUUGAGAAUUAUAGACAAGUUAUAUAUGGAAAUCUACAGCACAGUUGUUCUCUAACACAUUUCUGUGGUUGAAUCACGAAAAAAAAAAAAAAAA